AUGGAUCUCGUGGAUUGGCUGACGUCUUUUCUCCCCAGUCCUCGAAGCUGUCAACGUCGGAAUCGAGAGGGCGCAGGCCUGCACGCAGAUCUUCUUCUUUAUGCUCAGGAACAUUUUCGCGGCGUCUGCGAAGUGCUGGAGUCCGUUUUUCUUGAUCAGGCCAACGAGGUCAUGCCGUUCCCCUGCAGCCUCGUCGUGGUGCACUGGGAAAGCAAGACACUCCACCUGAAUCGCUGCAGUCCCAUCAUCGCAUCGGCAACACGAAUUCUGGCUGCAUCGGACGAGCAGGGCAAAGUCGUGUUAGACGACAUUCUGAACAUGAUGUGGUGCUCCGGGCAAUGGCCCACUCCACGAGGAAAUCUUCAUCCGACUUGUCUCAUGUGCGGGAGACUCGUCUGUGGCCCUCACAAGCAGAUGGUACAGAGUUUGGAAGCUGGCCCUGUCAGGCGACUGCAGGACGGGACUUCUUUCCUCAGGCUCAAUCCGGGUCGGAUGUGCCGGCGCAUCAGUGGCCCAUGGGUCUUACCAGAGGCGCCGGCGGAGCCGGCUCCCUGGCUGCCGAAAGAGACUGGAGCAUUGGUUUCUGCAGUGCGUUCCUGUGGCCACCUGGGUUGGACGGCUGUUCAGCAGCAGUUGGAAAGCAAAGGCUUCGCUCGAACCGACGUCCAAUGCCAAGUGCAAUGGAGACAGGUGUCUCACCCGCUGUCGGCAACGCAUCUCAUAGACUUGAGUGCCGCAGAUGAGACGAAACUGCGAGAGACUGGAGACGGUACUGUAGGACGGAGGUGGCAGUGGCGAGACGAAGCAAUCGAUGCAGAGAUGCAGCUGCUUUUGUCUUCUGAUUCCGAGCGCGUCGAGCUGCAAGAGCUGGGCACGGGUCUCAUUGUAUUCUCACCACUUCUUUCUUGCUACCUCUCCUCUGCAUCGAUUUCAUUCCCGCCGUCAACGCUGCUACCAGAGACAAUCCAAGAAGACUUUCUGAUCGGGCUCUCGGCCUUCUUUCGCACGCCGAUGAUUGAUCGCACCGGAUUGCUGAACAAGGACUGCAGCUUGCGUUUGACAGUCCUGGAGCCCAUGCCAGACAAAGACCCGAGCUUCUGCACGCCUCUUGGCGCCGUGAUGGAUGGUCGUGCCAAGGAGCUAAUCGAGCGAGCGCAGGCACAGCGCUGCCAACUGGAGGUCCUGUGGAGCGGAGGCAUUGAUUCGACAUCGCUGCUUGUGGCACUGUUACGAACACUGUGUCCCGACUGGCGACCGUGGAAGCCUAAAAGUUCUUCGCAAGGAGAUCCGAGAUUUCUUGAGUUUCCUGGCAUUGUCGUUCGAUGCAGUGCUGAUUCCAUUGCAGAGUAUCCCUGGUUCCACGAGAACGUGCUUCUCCCGCUGCAUGAAGCUGGUGCCAUUGCCAUGGAGCCCAUGGCAGAUGCAGAGGAAGUGUCCAUGCUGUGGGAAGCACCCUCGUCCCGAAUCACAGUCACCGGAGAGUGUGGAGAUCAGAUUUUUGGAUCUCAGCUACUUGAAGCUGCCUUCGUCGAGUCUGAGCUUCGUGCGUUGCACGAGCAUGGCCUGGAUGCGGCCUGGGAGGACACCGUGCUACAUGCGCUUUUGGACAUGGGCAUCGUGAGGCUGGACUGCAAAGAGCGAUGGCUUCGUUGGUUCAGGCCUUUUGUGGAACGAUGCCCUCUUCCAGUCUGCUCUGCGUUUGAUUUGCUUUGGUGGCUGAACGUGAGCUGCAAAUGGCAGACCGUCUGCCUCAGGCUUUUCCAACGUCGACCUCAGCUUCGUUCAUCUGACUUGGAGAGACUUGCACACUUCUUCCAGACGGAGGAGUUCCAGCAAUGGUCCUUCGUUCCUGAGAACCAUGCAGCCAAGAUGAAGGAUCACAAGAAAUGGUCAACAUACAAGCAGCCGUUGAAAGACUACAUUCUGGAGUUUACCCAGGACCGGGAGUAUUGCGACAGCAAGCUCAAAGUGGGAUCUCUCUGCCAGGUCAACGAUGCCAGCCGAUUCGUCAUCAUGGGCAUCGACGACAAGUUGAAUGUACUCAGAUUCGGACAGACUUGCUUAAGCGCUCGCCAAAUGGACAGGAGGUAUCCAGACCGCGCUUUGCAAAGAGCGUUUCUGAGAAAAACAGCUGCAUAG
Molecule: messenger RNA, 2139 nt
Organism: Symbiodinium sp. CCMP2592
Lineage: Eukaryota; Dinophyceae; Suessiales; Symbiodiniaceae
Source: the annotation of a GenBank genome assembly